Molecule: messenger RNA, 240 nt
Organism: Caenorhabditis bovis
Lineage: Eukaryota; Metazoa; Nematoda; Chromadorea; Rhabditida; Rhabditidae
Source: the annotation of a GenBank genome assembly
AUGAAUUCCUUAAACUCAACAUUUAUGGAAAAGUUAGCUGAUGAAUUGAAAAAUGCUGACCAAAAUGAAACUGUAAACGCAAUUAUAAUUACUGGACUUGAUAGGUGCUUCAGCAUUGGAGCCGAUAUUUCUGAGCUCUCUUCAAAAUCAUUUCAUGAACUUGUACACGAUGAUGCACUUAAAGAUUGGGAUGUAAUUCCAAAUAUUCGCAAACCAAUUAUAGCUGCUGUAAAUGGGUAA